This is a messenger RNA of Malaclemys terrapin pileata, 1209 nucleotides long. RefSeq names its product major histocompatibility complex class I-related gene protein-like. Gene Ontology annotation, cellular component: external side of plasma membrane. Gene Ontology annotation, biological process: immune response. The record is from RefSeq and is a predicted model, not a curated record. The annotation marks the transcript as partial. Lineage: Eukaryota; Metazoa; Chordata; Testudines; Emydidae. The transcript is spliced from 6 exons.
GGUCCCAGGGGAUGGGGUAGCUGAUCCCUUGUGGGGCUUUCUCGGCUGGCCCAGCGCUUCCUGGGGCAAAGUCCCCGGGGCGAGGCCAGGGGCAGGGUGUGCCCGGAGAGUCGCUCUGUUGGGGAGCCCAGUGGGGAGCGUCCCGGCCGAUAUAGGGGGAGAGUGACUGGGCUCAGCAUGGCCGUGCCUGUCCCCCUCCCCCUCCCUCUCCUCCUGCUGGGGGUCUUUGCCGUCCCAGGGGGCUGUUCCUACCCAAGCCCGCACUCGCUGCGCUAUUUCUACACGGCGGUGUCGGAGCCCGGCCCGGGGCUGCCCCAGUUCACCGUGGUCGGGUACCUGGACGACCAGCUCUUCUUCCAUUUCGACAGCGAGGUGAAGCAGGCCCAGCCUCGCGCCCCCUGGAUCCAGGCCGAGGGGCCCGAGUACUGGGACCGGCAGACCUGGAUCGCCAAGGGCUGGCAGGAGGCCUUCAACGGCAACGUCCGCAUCGCCAUGGAGCGCUACAACCAGAGCGGGGGCCUGCACGCCUUCCAGUACAUGUACGGCUGUGAGCUGCGGGCGGACGGCGGCACGGGGGGCUUCCGGCAGUACGGCUACAACGGGCGGGAUUUCCUCUCCUACGACACCCUCACCCACGCCUGGGUGGCGCCCAGCAAGGAGGCCGAGAUCACCAAGGGGAAGAUGGAGGCCGACAGGCACCUGAGCCAGCAGCAGCGGGACUAUCUGGAGAAGAAAUGCGUCGAGUGGCUGCAGAAAUACCUGAGCUACGGGAACGAGACGCUGCAGAGGAGAGAGCGCCCGGCCGUGCGGGUCACCGGCAGAGAUGCCCCUGGCGGCCCCACCACCCUCUCCUGCCGGGCCCACGGCUUCUACCCCCGGGACAUUGCCGUGACCUGGCUGCGAAAGGGGGAGAGCAGAGAGCAGGAGACAUGGCGAGGGGGGGUCCUGCCCAACGGGGACGGGACCUACCACGCCUGGGCCACGGUGGAGAUCGACCCCCAGGAGAGAGGCCUGUACCGCUGCCGUGUGGAGCACGAGAGCCUGGCCAAGCCGCUCGACACUGCGUGGGAGCCCCCGUCCCGCUCUGCCCCGCUCCCUGCGCUGAUUGGGGCCGUCGCUGGCGCUGCCCUGCUCGCUGGGACAGUUGGGUUUGUUCUCUGGAGGAGGCGGCGCUCAGGGAAAACCGGAGCCAUCGACACUCCAGCUCAG